Messenger RNA from Alternaria atra, 1248 nucleotides. RefSeq lists its product as uncharacterized. Gene Ontology annotation, biological process: base-excision repair; nucleotide-excision repair; base-excision repair, AP site formation. Lineage: Eukaryota; Fungi; Ascomycota; Dothideomycetes; Pleosporales; Pleosporaceae. The record is from RefSeq and is a predicted model, not a curated record. Gene Ontology annotation, molecular function: DNA-(apurinic or apyrimidinic site) endonuclease activity; oxidized pyrimidine nucleobase lesion DNA N-glycosylase activity; DNA binding. Bases 1 to 1248 code for a protein of 415 amino acids. Gene Ontology annotation, cellular component: nucleus. The transcript has 2 exons.
AUGCGGACUUCACGAGUGUCCCGCGACACGUCCCGUAUCGUCGCCGCGAGUCGCACACAACGAGCGUUACGCCAGACACGAAGCGCGACCAAUGCGCCAAACCCGACCAGACGAGAGACAGAUGACGAAGAGAACGCUGGGUCAAGUUCAGAGCUGAGUUCGGCACCGGCGGAUUCAGCUUCAGAUGGAGAGGCGCGACAGAUGCCCUUGAAGAGGAAAAGGGGCCAGGAAAAGCCGAUCGUCGUAAAGCAAGAGACAGAGGAGACAACAAUCGCCGCAAUCGCAUCGCCGAAGAAAGUCGAAAAGGUCAAGAAAGCGCGUCGUGCACCUGCGAAGAAGACGAAGGGCAGCGAUGGAACUGUGAAGGUUGAGCCGCCUGCGAAUUGGGAGGAGAUAUACACUCUGACAAGAGAGAUGAGGAAUGAGAACAUUGCACCCGUAGAUACUAUGGGAUGCGAGAGUCUGGCGGAGAAAAACAGGUCACCUCGAGACCGACGGUUUCAGACACUCAUAGCCUUGAUGCUGAGCAGUCAGACGAAAGACACCGUCACAGCACCUGUCAUGCGAGGCAUGCAGGAGAAGAUGCCUGGAGGUUUCAAUCUCGAAUCUGUCCUCGCACUAGAACCCCCUGCACUGAACGCUUUCAUCAACAAAGUGGGUUUCCACAACCUCAAGACCAAGUACAUCAAGCAAACCGCAGAGAUAUUGAGAGACAAGUGGAACUCGGACAUACCAGAUACCAUUGAAGGACUGGUGUCGCUACCUGGUGUCGGACCUAAGAUGGGCUACCUCACCUUGAGCGCAGCUUGGGGCAAGACUGAGGGCAUCGGAGUCGAUGUUCACGUCCACCGUAUUACCAACCUAUGGGGCUGGCACAAGACGCAGCAACCAGAACAGACGCGUGCAGCACUGGAGUCGUGGCUACCAAGAGACAAGUGGCAUGACAUUAACAAUCUGCUUGUGGGCUUUGGGCAAACCAUAUGCUUACCUGUGGGUAGGAAGUGUGGUGAUUGUAAACUGGCGGAUAGAGGCUUGUGUCCAUCAGCUGUUGUGGCCAAAAAGACGAAAGUCAAGAAAGAAGAAGCUGUCGUCAAAGUAGAAGCACCUGGUGGUGACGAAGAGGAAAUAGUAAAGGCGGAGACUGCGGUUACCGAUGCUGGUGAGAUCAAAGCUGAAGACGUAGAAGGUGCGAUAGACAUGGAGGACAUUGGGCAAGCACCACGCAGAAGGACACAAAGGAAGAGGUAG